Molecule: messenger RNA, 3427 nt
Organism: Ochotona curzoniae (black-lipped pika)
Lineage: Eukaryota; Metazoa; Chordata; Mammalia; Lagomorpha; Ochotonidae
Gene: MUSK
Product: muscle associated receptor tyrosine kinase
Exons: 15
Coding region: 115-2724 (869 amino acids)
Biological process (GO): positive regulation of kinase activity; protein phosphorylation; cell surface receptor protein tyrosine kinase signaling pathway
Cellular component (GO): signaling receptor complex
Molecular function (GO): ATP binding; transmembrane receptor protein tyrosine kinase activity; protein binding
Source: RefSeq, a predicted model, not a curated record
AGUCAUUAGCGGACGACCCUAUUGUGACAAACUAUGCUUUAAAAUGUAAACUGUGCGGAUAUUUUCCUUGUGUUGUCCAGAAGGAUCUUUGUCUUGCGUGAUCCUGGAUCAAUCAUGAGAGAGCUCGUCAACAUUCCACUGGUACAUAUCCUGACUCUGGUUGCCUUCAGUGGGACGGAGAAGCUUCCCAAAGCACCUGUCAUCACCACUCCUCUUGAAACCGUGGAUGCCUUAGUUGAAGAAGUGGCUACUUUCAUGUGUGCAGUGGAAUCCUACCCCCAGCCUGAGAUUUCCUGGACUAGAAAUAAAAUUCUCAUUAAGCUCUUCGACACCCGGUACAGCAUUCGGGAGAAUGGGCAACUCCUCACCAUCCUGAGUGUGGAAGACAGUGAUGACGGCAUUUAUUGCUGCACAGCCAACAAUGGCGUGGGCGGAGCUGCGGAGAGUUGUGGAGCUCUGCAAGUGAAGAUGAAACCUAAAAUAACUCGUCCUCCCAUUAAUGUAAAAAUUAUAGAAGGAUUAAAGGCAGUUCUACCGUGUACCACAAUGGGCAACCCCAAGCCCUCGGUGUCUUGGAUCAAAGGGGACAAUGCCCUCAGGGAAAAUUCCCGCAUUGCCGUCCUUGAAUCUGGGAGCUUACGGAUCCAUAAUGUUCAAAAAGAAGAUGCAGGACAGUAUCGGUGUGUGGCAAAGAACAGCCUCGGGACAGCAUAUUCCAAACUGGUGAAGCUGGAAGUGGAGGUUUUUGCCAGAAUCCUGCGGGCUCCUGAAUCUCACAAUGCCACCUUUGGCUCCCUUGUGACCCUGCGCUGUACAGCAACAGGCAUCCCAGUGCCCACAAUCACCUGGAUGGAAAAUGGAAAUGCUGUUUCUUCUGGAUCCAUUCAAGAAAGUGUGAAAGAUCGAGUGAUUGACUCCAGACUGCAGCUGUUUAUCACCAAGCCAGGACUCUACACUUGUAUAGCUACCAACAAGCAUGGCGAGAAGUUCAGCACUGCAAAGGCAGCAGCCACCAUCAGCAUAGCAGAAUGGAGUAAACCACAGAAAGAUAACCAAGGCUACUGCGCCCAGUACAGAGGGGAGGUGUGUCAUGCAGUCCUGGCAAAAGACGCGCUUGUUUUUUUCAACACCUCCUACGCAGACCCUGAGGAAGCCCAAGAGCUACUGGUUCACACAGCCUGGAAUGAACUGAAAGCUGUGAGCCCACUCUGCCGGCCGGCUGCUGAGGCUUUGUUAUGUAACUACAUCUUCCAAGAGUGCAACCCCGGAAUUGUACCUACUCCUACCCCUAUAUGCAGAGAGUACUGUGUGGCCGUGAAGGAGCUUUUCUGUGCAAGAGAAUGGCUGGCAAUGGAAGAAAAGACCCUCGGAGGACUCUUCAGAUUCGGGAUGCAGUUGCUCCUGGAGCCAGACUGCAGCAAGCUUCCCAGCAUGCACUGGGACCCCAAGGCCUGUACCCGACUGCCAUAUUUAGAUUAUAAAAAAGAAAACCUAACAACAUUCCCAUCCAUGACCUCCUCAAAGCCAAGUGUGGACAUUCCAAAUCUGCCUUCUUCCUCCUCCUCUUCCUUCUCUGCCUCACCUACCUACUCCAUGACUGUGAUCAUCUCCAUCAUGUCCAGCUUUGCCAUAUUUGGGCUUCUCACCAUAAGCACUCUCUAUUGCUGCAGAAGAAGAAAAGAAUGGAAGAAUAAAAAGAGGGAAACAGCAGCAGUAACCCUUACCACGCUGCCUUCUGAGCUCUUGCUAGACAGGCUUCAUCCCAACCCCAUGUAUCAGAGGAUGCCACUCCUGCUGAAUCCAAAACUACUCAGCCUGGAGUAUCCGAGGAACAACAUUGAAUAUGUGAGAGACAUCGGAGAGGGGGCAUUUGGAAGGGUCUUUCAAGCAAGGGCCCCGGGGUUACUUCCCUAUGAACCUUUCACUAUGGUAGCAGUAAAGAUGCUCAAAGAAGAAGCCUCGGCAGACAUGCAGGCAGACUUUCAGAGGGAGGCGGCCCUCAUGGCGGAAUUUGACAACCCUAACAUUGUGAAACUCUUAGGUGUGUGCGCCGUGGGGAAGCCUAUGUGCCUGCUCUUCGAAUACAUGGCCUAUGGUGACCUCAACGAGUUCCUGCGCAGCAUGUCGCCUCACACGGUGUGCAGCCUCAGCCACAGCGACCUGGUCACGGGAGCUCAGGUCUCCAGCCCUGGACCACCACCCCUCUCGUGCGCCGAGCAGCUCUGCAUCGCUAGGCAGGUGGCAGCCGGCAUGGCUUACCUCUCAGAGCGCAAGUUUGUCCACCGGGAUUUGGCCACCAGGAACUGCCUGGUGGGUGAGAACAUGGUGGUGAAAAUUGCAGACUUUGGCCUCUCCAGGAACAUCUACUCCGCAGACUACUACAAAGCGAAUGAAAAUGAUGCAAUUCCUAUCCGUUGGAUGCCUCCAGAGUCCAUUUUCUACAACCGCUACACGACUGAGUCUGAUGUGUGGGCCUAUGGUGUGGUUCUCUGGGAGAUUUUCUCCUAUGGCCUGCAACCCUAUUAUGGAAUGGCCCAUGAGGAGGUCAUUUACUACGUGCGAGAUGGCAACAUCCUCUCCUGCCCAGAGAACUGCCCCCUGGAGCUGUACAACCUGAUGCGCCUGUGUUGGAGCAGGCUCCCGUCUGACAGACCCAGUUUCGCUAGCAUUCACAGAAUUCUGGAGCGGAUGUGCGAGAGGGCAGAGGGCGCUGUGAGAGUCUAAGACCGAAUGGGUUAAAAUUAAAGGUGGUAGUUUCUCUCAGAUGGUGAGCCCGAAGGAUCCCACGCGGAAGGUCCAACAAGACCCAGAGAGGAGAGCGAAACAGCAGAUAGCCUGUAGUUUGCUUCCCAUUGCAAAUAAACAACGAUGCAGAACCCACGUGGUAGUCUGACCCACUGAAAUCGGUGAUUGGAACCACUGGGGCUAGGAAGUGUGCCAGAUAACGGGAGAUGGGCUUCUUCCUCACGGGAAAGGUUUGUAACCCGCAGGGGAUAGGGAGGAGCACCACCGGUCCAGUUCCUGCAUCAGCUGGCAGCAGCGUGAAGCGCUCAUGUGUUCAGUUUUAAGAUAAAAUGGAGCUCAGAGCCUCAUUUCAAUCUCGUCAAUUCCUGUCUGUUGUAAAAGUGGUGCAUCUUUGUGUAUAUUUCAUGCAUACUUCAAAUAAAGUACAGAACACUGAAAAGAAAAUGAAAACAUUCAUUUACUCACCACCCAAAGAUGGGUAUUUGGGUGAAUGUUGAAUUUCUUGUGUUUAAUACAUGCUUUUAUAAUUAUUUGUUUUCUACAGAGUUGUAGUUAUGCUUUAUGGACAGGCCAUUUCUAAGGAAUAGAAAGAGAGCUUGGAAUGCCCAGUUUUAAAUGUAAUUUUUAGUUUCUUCUCCUGUUUGUGCUUUUCCCUUUAUAUAAUUAUUGUGAAUCUAAUCUG